Eimeria tenella is the source of this 1200-nucleotide messenger RNA. RefSeq lists its product as uncharacterized. The record is from RefSeq and is a predicted model, not a curated record. The transcript has a single exon. NCBI's taxonomy places the organism in Eukaryota, Apicomplexa, Conoidasida, Eucoccidiorida, Eimeriidae. The annotation marks the transcript as partial.
AUGCGCUUUGCGCAGCAAGCAGCAGCAGCAGGAGUCACGGUGCUGCCAGCAGCAGAGGUAGGGGCAGCAAGAUGGCGCGCGCCAGCCACAGCAGCAACUGCUGCUGCUGAUGCUGCUGCUGCUGCUGAUGCUGCUGCUGCUGCACCACAUCCAGAGAGUGUCUACGCUACAGAAGCAAUAGACGCCCUGCAGCAACUGCUGCACUGUGGGCAGCACCAGGGAACUGCUGGUGCUGCUUCCAAGCCUCAGCAGCAGCAGCAGCGCAGCGUAGCUGCCGACAGCAAUACUGCAACGCUGUUUCUACGCCUUAAGCUGCAGCAGCAGCAGCAACAGCAACAGCAGCAGCAGCAGCAGCAUGCAACUGUCGCUGUAGUUGUAGAUGGUGAGCGCUGCAUUUCGGCCACUUACUUGCUCGUUGCUGCUGGCAGCAGAGGCGCAGCAACAGCUGCAGCAGCAGCAGCAGCAGCACUUGGAGUGCCUGCUGCUGCUUUCAGCAGCAGCAGCGCGCUGAAGCAGCAAGGCAGCAUAUUCGCCACCUUGCGAUUGGCGCAUCCUCCUCUUAGCCUGCAGCUGCAGCAGCAGCAGCAGCAAGAGCAGCAACAGCAGCAGCAACAGCAGCAGCAACAGCAGCAGCAGCAGAAAAUGGAGCAGGAGAUUAGCAUGUGUGUGACGGUGCAACAAUACGUUGUGGCGCUGCAGCAGCUGCUGCAGCAGCAGCAGCCAGUAGUUGCUGCGCUGCAGCAGCUAGCGCAACAGCUGCCAGCCUCAGUGGAUUGCUGCUUAGAGCCUUUCUGUCCGGCUGACGAGGGCGCUGCUGCUGCUGCUGCAGCUGCAUGCGCAGCAGCAGCAGCAGCAGCAGGCGAUGAGGAGCCUUCAGUAGCAGAGAUUUCGCUGACGAGAGAACUGCUGCUGCUGCAACAGCAGCAGGCAGCUAAAAUUGAGGACGACAAGGCGGAGCAGGGUCUGCAGCAGCAGCUGCAGCAGCAACAGCUACAGCAGCAGCAGCAGCAACAGAGGCAGGAAGGACUGUUGCUGCAGUGGAGCUUGCAGCAGCAGCCAACGGUGCUUCUAAAGUGCAACACUGGCGAACCAGGGGACGGUGCAGUAGCUGCUGCUGCUGCAGCGGCUGCUGCUGCUGCAGCGGCUGCUCAGCAAGAGGACACAACUGGGGAGCAGCAGCAGCAACAGCAACCUUGGCUG